Messenger RNA from Chaetomium fimeti, 534 nucleotides. RefSeq lists its product as uncharacterized. Lineage: Eukaryota; Fungi; Ascomycota; Sordariomycetes; Sordariales; Chaetomiaceae. Bases 1 to 534 code for a protein of 177 amino acids. The transcript has a single exon. The record is from RefSeq and is a predicted model, not a curated record.
AUGUCCCCCCCCGACACAACCACCCCCCGCCGCCUCACCCAAACCGCCGCCCUCCUCCUCACCACCCUCAGCGCGGGCGUCAACCUCUCCCUCUCCACCUUCCUCGUCCCGCGCCUGCUCGAGUCGCCCACGCCCACCAUGCUGCAGCAGUGGCGGCGCACCUACGCGCGCGGCGCGUCCACCAUCCCCUUCGCCGCGGCCGCCGCGGCGGCUGGGUAUCUGUGGCUCGGUCUUUCCGGGGGUUGUGGUGGUGGUGGUGGUGGUGCGGGGAUGGGGUUGUGUAGGGCGAGGUUGUAUCUGGCUGCGGCGGGAUUGACGGUGGGGAUCGCGCCGUAUACGAUGGUGGUUAUGGGCGGGGUGAAUGGGCGGUUGAAGGGGUUGGAGAAGAGGGUUGGGGAGGUGAGGAGUGAGGGGGAGGUGGCGAUCGAGGAGAGGAGUGCGAAGGGGUUGGUGGAUUGGUGGGGGGUGCUGAAUCUCGGGAGGGCGGGGUUGUUGGUGGCGGGGGCGGUUUGUGGGUUGGCUGCGACGCUUUGA